GAGUGAUAUCGAUAGUGCCGUCACUAUUUUGCCGGCUUAGAAAAUUCGUACAAUCCAAUUUCGGAUUGGAUCCACUGCCCACCAACCACUAACCACCGACCACCGCCCACCAUCGGCAAACCGCCAUUCGCCGCAAUCAAAUAACCCGGAGCGAUGGCUCUGCCCUCGAUCUCGACGGUGCUGGGCGUGGCCUUCCUGGCGUACAUCGGCCACUCCAUCUACCAAAUGUCGCAGCUCUUCACGGUGCUGCAGUGCAGCGGAGUACCUUGCUACACGUCCUUCUUGGCUGACCGGCCACGUCUUCAGCUGGCGGUGUUUUCCUCCCUGAACCGCAAUCCCAUUGCAUCCGAGGUGCGGGAUCUGUACAAAGCCAAAAAGUUCGACUACGAUCAGAAUUUCGAGCAUGAUUUUGAAGUGGAUGUGCCGCUGAAGACACGGCGCAACGGCUCCCUCUACUGCCAUGUGGUCCUGGCCUUGGAGGGUGAGCCCUUGGAAUGGCGCAGCCUGCGACGCGAUGGACCCACCGUUGUCCACACGCUGAGUCUCACCGAUUACAUGGUGCCGCGGGCGGAGGCCUUCAAUCUCCUCGGGGAAUCCGAUAAGGGAGCAGCUGUCCAGGAGAAGACCAAAAAGGCUCCGUCCUCUGGACGUCCCAGCACGCACAUCAGGUCGAACGUCUAUGUAACGCUGCUCACCGAUUUGUUUUCGGUCUCCCAAGCGGACGUCCCGCCGGAAUUCGCGCCACUGAUACGUGUCAAUCGCAUGCAACAGAUCCUGCCCAUCCUACAGACGGACACGUUUAACACGCGGCUAAAAGAUCUAGUGCCCGUCACCCGGAAUACCACCGAGUUCACCUUUAAGUUCCACUACAAACCCGUUGGCGUGGGCAAGCUUCGGCUGAUGCUGCUCAUGGAGCACGCCACCCAAGCACUGCUCACCAUUGGAUUCGCCACCAAGGACAUCGACGAGGUCAAAGGCAUCUUCUCGGACACCAAUGUGUAUUUGCUGUGCGGCACCAUUUUCGUGUCCAGCAUUCAUAUGCUCUUCGACUUCCUGAGCUUCAAGAACGACGUGGCCUUUUGGCGCAAGAAGCGAUCUUAUGAGGGUCUCUCGACCCGCACCACCAUGUGGCGAGCGUUCUCGCAGAUCAUUAUUUUUCUGUAUCUGCUGGACGAGAAUACCUCGUAUUUGGUGCUCGUGCCCGUUGGCCUGGGUACACUCAUCGAGCUGUGGAAGUGCAAGAAGAUCCUGCGCCUGGAGCUAAGUUUCAGCGGCCUGGUUCGUCGCAAGCUGGAGCAGGUGGACCGGCGGAAUGGCAAGCAGCCGGAAGGGCAGCUGGCGGAGGAGGAGCAGACGGACCAGUUCGACAGACAGGGCAUGCGGUAUCUGAGCUACCUGCUGUAUCCACUUUGCUUCGGCGGAGCGGUUUACUCGCUGCUCUAUCAGCCGCAUCGAUCCUGGUACUCCUGGACACUCAACUCGCUGGUGAAUGGGGUCUACGCCUUUGGGUUCCUCUUCAUGCUGCCGCAACUGUUCGUUAACUACAAACUGAAGUCCGUGGCCGCCUUGCCGUGGCGCGCAUUCAUGUACAAGGCAUUCAACACGUUCAUCGAUGACUUCUUUGCCUUCAUCAUCACCAUGCCCACGGCUCAUCGAGUUGCCUGUUUGCGCGACGACAUUGUGUUCAUCAUUUACCUGUACCAGCGCUGGCUCUACCCGGUGGACAAGAGUCGCCUGGACACGGGCGUGGCCAUCGGCGAGAACCCGGACUCCGCGGAUGCCUCAUCCACGGCGGCCAAUCGCAAGAAGCGCAACUGAUCCUAUAACACGAAGAGAAGCAAAGAUUGCACAUUCCGUCUAUAGCUUCAGGUCUAGCCUAAGCUGUAGUCCAUUCGCAUUUCAAUGUAAUCCAAGUCCGUCUUUAGUUUAGUAGUGUGUGAAUCCUGUGUUGUAGCCUCAGCUGUUUUAAACCUGCGUUUAACUUGUGUUAAUGCUAACUAUAAAAAUUGUAGUAGUGAUCCAAACCGAUAAUGGCUAUUAAACAAAACCACAUGAAUUUUAUAAACAUUUAAAUUAGCUAAAAGCAACUGAAGGUUGCAAACUAACGAAUCAGUUUUUAAAGAAUAAACUAGAAAAUAACGUUUAGCGACUAAGUGCUGGUCAAUUUCCCUCAUAUCGAUGAGCAACGAAAAAGCCAAAAGGUACACUAAACAGUAAAAUAUAACCCAACGUAGAUCAAAAGCUGUUUUAGAAACAAUCAGUUAACAGGAAAUCAGAGAUACAGCCAAAAAAUGAUCCUAAUGGAGCAUUUCUAUAAACAAGGCAGAAUGCAUUUAAUAAAACAUGAAAAGCACCCAAAACCUAAAGGCUGCAUAAGUAUAGAAUCAAAUAAAAAACAUAUUUUAAAAAUGA
Molecule: messenger RNA, 2412 nt
Organism: Drosophila ficusphila
Lineage: Eukaryota; Metazoa; Arthropoda; Insecta; Diptera; Drosophilidae
Product: cleft lip and palate transmembrane protein 1-like protein
Exons: 2
Coding region: 154-1818 (554 amino acids)
Cellular component (GO): membrane; endomembrane system
Source: RefSeq, a predicted model, not a curated record